Messenger RNA from Pediculus humanus corporis (human body louse), 345 nucleotides. RefSeq lists its product as uncharacterized. Bases 1 to 345 code for a protein of 114 amino acids. The record is from RefSeq and is a predicted model, not a curated record. Lineage: Eukaryota; Metazoa; Arthropoda; Insecta; Psocodea; Pediculidae. The transcript is spliced from 3 exons.
AUGUUAAAAAGAGAUAGAAAAAAUAACUAUGAGGACGAAGAACGUUGGUGCGUUUCGUGCGUGUGUGAAUACCGAGUUUAUUUAUUAAAAUGGAAUACACGUUAUGAAAUAGAUUUUUAUUGUAAAUAUAAAUUUCAGAAAAUGGACGAUGCGUUCGAAACGAAUGGGGGAAAUUUAACGGAAAUAAGUUUUUUUAAAACGUUACUCGAAUGGUUGUUUCCGUUGGAAUCAAAUGAUUCAACAGCAGAAGAUAUCGGUGAUGAUUGGUCAACGAUAUUAUCAUUUAUUAUGUUGAUAAGAUGUCGUAAUGCAAUCGGAAAAAUAUUAAUGGACGACGAACCUUAA